AUGGCCUGUGAUAUUAAGAGUAUUAUCGACUACCAAAGAUAUCCAAUUGCUGAGUUUGAGAGCCACAUUCUCCGGGAAAUUAUAAGCAGUGCUAAAAGCGAACUAAAGGGAAACGGCAUCGCCUUUUUGCCGGGCUUUCUGCUUCCUUGGGCUAUUCGCCAAACAAUCCUAGAAGCAGAAGAAGCCUUACCAGAUGCAUUUUGUAAAACAAUCGAUCACACUGUCUAUCUUGAGGAAUGUCAAGAUCCUCUCCUCGAGAAUGAUCACGCGAGGAACAUUUUGUGUCGAUCUUCAAAAUGUUGCGUUACCCGCGACCAAAUCAAGACAAACUCGCCGCUAAUUCAGCUUUAUAUGUCACCGGAGAUGACAGAGUUCGUUAGAGUUCUUCUUGACAGGGACGUGCUCUACCGAACGGCUGAUCCCCUUGGAGACUUAAAUGUGCACGUCUACAGAGAAAAUGAUCAGCUGGAUUGGCAUUUUGACCGUGGGCAGUUCGCUGUGACAUCCCUCCUUCAAGCACCAGAGGGUGGGGGACGUUUUCAAUACAUUCCAUUAACAAGAUCAGAUGGAAAUGAAAACUAUGACUUGGUCAAGCAAGUGCUACUGGCUUCUAAAGCUGGACAAGAUCUGUCUGCUCUUGGGGUGAAAGAAGCUGACCUUCAGCCAGGAACACUAGUCAUAAUCUGUGGGCAUAACUCAAUGCAUCGCGUUACCCCUAUCGAGGGAAAAAAGUCCAGGAUCACAGCUGUGUUAUCUUAUGAAAAGAAACCCGACAUUCACUUAAAUGAAUACACUAGAAUGAAAUUCUGUGGGCGCUUGAAAUAAAUCUACUGACAGAAUAAUUGUAGGUACACUUGUAAGUAGAGAUUUUGUAGUCCAUUAAUC
This is a messenger RNA of Pocillopora verrucosa, 885 nucleotides long. RefSeq lists its product as uncharacterized. The record is from RefSeq and is a predicted model, not a curated record. Lineage: Eukaryota; Metazoa; Cnidaria; Anthozoa; Scleractinia; Pocilloporidae.